GCAUUUGUAGAAAUAGCUGAAUUUCGUGCAUGGAUAAGAAAGUUCCUACGGUAGUGUUUGACUUUUUUGGCAUUAAAUACUUUCUAUGGAGUCUUGAGACAGACUAACAUCAUGGGUAUCGUCCUCUUUUUUUUCUUCCUCUUCCCUCCUCUAUGCGCAGCACAAAAUUGUCCAAUUUCCUUCUGUGGCAACAGAAGCAUUCCAGUUCGAUUCCCGUUCAGUUUACAAGGCAAUCAGCUUGAAAACUGCGGAUACCCUGGAUUCGAACUUGGAUGCAACAGUCAGGGCACGACUGUCCUGAAUCUUCCCUACUCUGGAGAGUUUCUUGUACGAAACAUCAAUUAUUUCACACAAGAAAUUAAUCUAUACGACCCUGGAAAAUGCCUCCCGAAGCGGCUGCUUAGCUUCAAUCUCUCUGGCUCUCCUUUUUCUGCUUCUUAUUACCAAAACUACACCUUCCUAAGCUGCCCAACUCAAGCCGUGAUAUCCCGCUUCAGCACCAUUGGUUGUCUAAGUAAUUCUACCAACUCGGUUUUGGCUACUUCUUCCAUGAAUCUUGUAAAAUCAAUGCCUCCAUCAUGCCACAUAAUCGUUACAUUGCCAGUUCCAGUUUCAUUCUGGUUCGCGUACAAUGAAGAAUUCUCCACCGCCCUUGAUCAAGACAUUCAAUUGACGUGGUAUACGCCUGAUUGCGGAGGUUGUGAGGCAAUAGGCGGUGUCUGCGGUUUCAAGAACAACAGCAAUCAAGCAAUUGGUUGCUUCUUCAAUCGAAGUUCAGGCAGAUCCUCAUCCAAUAUUGGCUAUCAAGUUUUCAGGAUCGGUUGCUUGACCUUUGCCAUACUAGGUGCCUCAUUUGCUGUAGGAAUGAUCGUUAUCGCAUCCUCAGCAAGGAGGAGCCACCGCCUUGGGGCUCAUUCCACGCAGGGUAACAGCAACCUUUCUACCGUGGCUGAGCGAUCAACCACCAUUGCAGUUGGUAUGGAUGACUCCACCAUUGAAUCUUACCAGAAGGUAGUCCUAGGUGAAAGCCAGGGACUCCCCGGACCCAAUGGCAGCACUUGCAGUAUCUGCUUGUCAGAGUACCAAAGCAAGGAGACACUGAGAUGCAUACCAAAAUGCCAGCACUGCUUCCAUGCAGGCUGCAUUGACGAAUGGCUUCGACGCAACAGCACGUGCCCGCUGUGUCGAAACUCUCCAUCCCCUGCCCUGGUUAGUUUACAUAUUGUUUGAUACGUGACAGUAAACAGUCACAAUAUGG
This is a messenger RNA of Rubroshorea leprosula, 1258 nucleotides long. Lineage: Eukaryota; Viridiplantae; Streptophyta; Magnoliopsida; Malvales; Dipterocarpaceae. The record is from the annotation of a GenBank genome assembly.